Messenger RNA from Rotaria sp. Silwood1, 761 nucleotides. The record is from the annotation of a GenBank genome assembly. Lineage: Eukaryota; Metazoa; Rotifera; Eurotatoria; Philodinida; Philodinidae.
AUGAGUAUUUUUGUCGUUUAUUUAUCAAAGUAGAUUGUAUAUUUUUUCAUAUGAAAUAAAGUUUAAAAUUGAUUGUACACGAAAGUGGUAGCCGGGUGCGUUAUAUUUAUAAACAGCUGCCGGUCGGGUACCGGGUGGAGUUAUUCGGGUCCGGUUCGGAUCCGGGUACGAAGUUGUCGGGUUGGUUCGGAUUCGGGUACAGAAAAAAAGUGCCGGUUCGGUUUCGGGUGAAAAAAAAAUGCACCCGUGCAGUACUCUAAUCUAUAUUUCGUCUUAUUGAUCGACAAUCUGUCAAUGGUUAAAUUCUUAUUGAUGGUAUUGAUAUAAAUAAUAUUUCAUUACAUCAUCUUCGUUCACGAUUAAGUGUUCUUCCUCAAUUAUCCAUUUUAUUUGAGAGAACACAUUAUUAUAACUUAGAUCCAUUUGAACAAUAUAUAGAUGAACAAUAUCUUUUAGCACUUGAAUAAGUUCAAUUGAAACAUAUAGUUUCUAAUAAUGCAGCUGAAAUUCAUCAAUUAGUAUCAGAAUCUGAUAGUAAUUUUAGUGCAGAUCAAUGUCAAUUAAUAUAUAUUGCACGUACUAUUUUUAAACAAAAACCAUAUUUAACUAUUGCUCAUCGAUUAAUUACUGUUGGUAAAAAUGAUCGAAUUAUUAUUUUACACCAAGGCAUGAUAGUCGAUUUUAAUAAUCCACUGAAUAUUUUACCUAAACAUGGAUUUAUUCAACAAAUCGAUAAUAAUGAAUUGAUUAAAAUUAAUUAA